Molecule: messenger RNA, 1803 nt
Organism: Moneuplotes crassus
Lineage: Eukaryota; Ciliophora; Spirotrichea; Euplotida; Euplotidae
Source: the annotation of a GenBank genome assembly
AUUUUAUUAGACUAAAAUGGAACAAAGAGGCUAUUCUAUGAGAAAGAUGAAGUAUCAGGUCAAAUUCAAGAACGGAAGUAGACACGAAUGUAGAAGCUCUGAUGAGGAAUACUGUGCUUUAGCAUCAAUUUUUCAUUUGUACUGCCAGGCAGAAGACCUUAUUGAACGCAUUAUCACAGUCUGAAAUGACUUAGACAACAGCCAUCGUACAAAAUCUUCCCCCAAUUCAGAGAGACGUAGAAUAAAUGCUCUCGAAACUGAAAUCAUCAAGGUUUUCAAGCAAAUAGGGAAAUACAAGCAUGACAAAUCGAAGCCAAUUAGUUUGAAAUAAGUUAUAUACAAGGCUACACGAUGCUCUUCCCACUCAUUUUAAAGAUACAGGUAUAUGAGAACCAUGGAUUUUUCUUGAAAGAUUUGACCAAAUUCUAUUCAGUUCUAUUCUGAAAACAGAUGAAAUUACUACUCCAGCUGGAAGUGGAGAAGAAGGUACAUUCCCAAGUAUAGUUGGCCCUCGCCCUGUGGCUCAUUUCUUUGAAAUAAACUACAUGCAUACUCUAUGUCUUCCGCAUGCGGUUGUAGACUGCCCUACCUACGAAGUAAAGAUCAUGAAGAUCAACAUGUGUAACAUUAUCAAAGUGGUGGAACAGAUGAGAAAGAAAGCAGAGCUCGAUAUUUCUUUAGGUAAUGAGCUUACAUCGAGUGUCCGUUCAACCUUUAGAGGGUCAAUUAGUAGCAGCCUCUUCUUUCUUGCAAGUUGAUUUUGGCAAAGUAGUGAAACAUGGUCUGAAGUGAUGGCCAAAUGCUAUAUAAAAUAACAACAGACCUCAUGAAUAUUGGGAGAAAACUAGUGAAUUGCUCAAAAUUCCUAAAUACUUAAGAUUCGAACUCUUUUAUGACGGGCAUGAUUACUUGGAAAAGAUGAUGGAAACCAUUGGAAUUGAGAGUAAAUACACUCUGAAAACUCUUAUAUCUCCUCUUAUUCCAGAAUAUUUUAACAUUGAUGAGAUCUUUAAUCUAGAAAAUCUCGAGGACAACCAGCAUCUGAAAUAUAGCUGCGAAGAGAGGAAGCACUCGAAUCUAUCCAAUAGUUUAGACGGAAGCUUUACACUCUCAGAUGAUCUUGAUGAGAGAGAGCAAAAGCCACAGAUAAAGAUAAAGGCAAACCUAAAGAGUUUCAUAGGAUUCACUACGAAGUCUCUGAGUUUCAGUGGAGAAUCCAAUCGAAGAAGAUCAUCUAGGAGAAAAGCAGGAGCUCAACUGAUCACUCAUUAUAUAAACUAUUUUAAAAAUAGUGAAGGAGAGUGGGUCGUAAAUGAUGACCAUCAUGGAAAUAGCGUCAUUGGUUCAUUUGAGGAACUCAAAAAGAGCCUUAUCUCUAACUCAGUUAUUCCUUUCAUGGUCAUGUAUGAGGUAGAGAGCUGAGAGAAAGACUCUAAGCCCUCUGAAGCCUCUCGUGACCCAAGCUUACCCAAAAUCGAAGAAAACAAAGAAUCCUAUAAAGAGCAAGAAGUCCCAGUCAGCCCACAUGCCUCAAUAGCACCAACAGACCCUUAUGCUACAACAGGCAUGAAGAUUCGACGCACAGAUCCACAGGAUCCAAAAAAUACUAAUAUGAAUUCCAAGACAGGAUCUAGCCUUAUUAGAGAAGAUCCAGGCAAUAAUACAGGGAAUUGUUGAUGUCUUCCUCUAGCAAAAAUAUUUAAAUCAUAAAGAGGAUAUGGAGGACUAGAACAUUUUUGAUGGACUGGUGAGAUAUGUGCCAACAACAAAUCAAAAAGAUGGGUUUGGCACAGAAAUAAGAUU